This is a messenger RNA of Acanthochromis polyacanthus (spiny chromis), 737 nucleotides long. RefSeq names its product gamma-crystallin M2-like. Gene Ontology annotation, biological process: lens development in camera-type eye; visual perception. Lineage: Eukaryota; Metazoa; Chordata; Actinopteri; Pomacentridae. The transcript is spliced from 3 exons. The coding region runs from base 106 to 633 and encodes 175 amino acids. Gene Ontology annotation, molecular function: structural constituent of eye lens. The record is from RefSeq and is a predicted model, not a curated record.
AGCUAAUUUAGAUGACAAUAGCUUUCCCAUGUCUGCACAUUCUACUUUUCGAUAUAAACCAGAACACAGCUGCAGCCGGACGGGAGGCAAGCAGCAUCGUCAACAAUGGGGAAGAUUGUGUUCUACGAGGAUAAGAACUUUCGAGGUCGAAACUAUGAGUGCAGCUCUGACAGUUCUGACCUGAGCUCGUAUUUCAGCCGCUGUAACUCCAUCAAGGUGGAGAGCGGCUGCUGGGUUCUGUACGAGCGUCCCAGCUAUGCAGGCUACCAGUACAUCCUGAGCCCCGGAGAAUACCCCGACCACCAGCACUGGAUGGGCUUCAGCGACAGCAUCAGGUCCUGUCGCUUCGUCAGAAACGUGUACGGAAAGUCCUGGAAGAUCCGCUUCUACGACAAGCAGGGCUUCGGAGGCCAGGCGGCCGAGUGGAUCGAGGACUGUCCCUCCAUCUACGAGGCCUUCAAGUUCCGGGAGUUCCGGUCCUGCGUGGUGAUGGACGGAGCUUGGGUCCUGUACGAGCAGCCCGACUACCACGGACACCAGUACUUCCUGGAACGUGGCGAGUAUCCGAGCUACACCGACUGGGGCGCCACCUCCCCCGCCGCCGGAUCCUUCCGCAAGAUCACCGAGUUCUAGAGCAGCGAGUUCUCAAAGGGUUUGAACAGUCAGAGAGUCUAGAACCAGAAUCUUCCAACACUAGCUUCAACGAGUGAAAUGAAUAAAACACCUCUUAUCCUGAA